Nymphalis io (European peacock) is the source of this 2407-nucleotide messenger RNA. RefSeq names its product sodium-independent sulfate anion transporter-like. Gene Ontology annotation, cellular component: membrane. Gene Ontology annotation, molecular function: sulfate transmembrane transporter activity. Gene Ontology annotation, biological process: transmembrane transport. The transcript is spliced from 10 exons. Bases 236 to 2032 code for a protein of 598 amino acids. The record is from RefSeq and is a predicted model, not a curated record. NCBI's taxonomy places the organism in Eukaryota, Metazoa, Arthropoda, Insecta, Lepidoptera, Nymphalidae.
UAAAGAUAAUGAAUUAGCAGAGUAUCGGUAGUUCUGUUGCAAUUCGCUCGGCGCGCGUACGCACUCGCGACCGACUCACGCUCGCACUAUUUACUCGCACUAUUUCAGGACUGUAUGUCCUGAUAAUAAAAUAUUUCACCUAAUUUCGAAAAUCAGUCGUGAAUUGCCUGCACUACCGGAAAAUUAACCUACCGUACGGUAGGCUAGCGUGAAGUCGCUUGCAUGAGAGUGCAGAAUGGAGGAGAUAGAUACUGUUCCACUGAGCGUGUCGGCUGGCGGCGGCGGUUUCUCGUCGUGGCUGCAGCGCCGCCUGCCCGUGCUGCGCUGGGCGCGCGCGUACGACCGCACCAGCGCGGCGGCGGACGCGGUGGCCGGCGUCACGCUGGGUCUCACGCUCGUGCCGCAGAGCAUCGCCUACGCCUCGCUGGCCAACUUGCCCGUGCAAUACGGACUCUAUUCCGCCUUUGUGGGUACGAUGCUAUACGUAAUGCUGGGUACGGUGAAGGAAGUGUCGAUAGGGCCCACGAGCCUUAUGGCAUUGCUCACGUUGCAGGCAUGCCGUGACCUCCCAAUUGAUUUCGUAGUGCUUCUUACCUUCCUCUCCGGCUGCAUCGUGCUUCUUAUGGGAAUUCUACGUUUAGGUUUUCUGGUGGAUUUGAUCUCGCCAGCGGUGACGACCGGUUUCACUUCUGCGACGGCUAUGAUCAUCGUGGUUGCGCAGCUAAAGGGGCUGCUGGGUCUGAGCUUCGUGGCGGAAUCUCCUGCUGAGAACCUGAGGCAGAUUGUACUGCGCUGGCGCGAAGUGCGCGUGGCUGACUGCGCACUCGCCGUAGCGUGCUGCACCACACUAUUACUGCUCAGGAAGUUGAAGGACAUUCCAAUAAGUCCAAAGCGGUACAAAUUGAAAAAAACACUGUGGUUUAUUUCUAUCGGUCGCAAUGCGCUGGUUGUUUUCGCUGCCUCUUCCUUCGCUUUUUACACGUACGACGCCAAGCUGCCACUCUUCAAACUAUCAGGUAAAGUGGAGCCCGGUCUGCCCAAGUUCGGUCUGCCGCCGUUCAGCACAGUAAUCGGUAACCGCACGAUUGGAUUCCUGGAGAUGACGACAAAGCUCGGCUCGAGUCUAAUGCUGUUGCCUUUCGUCAUGGUGCUCGCAAAUAUCGCCAUCGCCAAGUCCUUCAGCAAGGGCGGGUGCGUGGACGCGGCGCAGGAGAUGUUGACGCUGGGCGUGUGCAACUGCGUGGGAGCGCUGGUGCGCGCCAUGCCCACGUGCGGCGCCUUCACGCGCUCCGCCGUGUCGCACUCGUCCGGCGUGCGCACGCCCGCCGCCGGCCUCUACUCGGGUCUGAUAACAUUGCUGGCUCUGAACUUCCUCACUCGGUACUUCUUCUUCAUACCUAAGGCUUGCUUAUCGUCCGUUCUCAUCUGCGCCGUUAUAUUCAUGGUGGACGUGGGCGCGGCGCGGCGGCUGUGGCGCGGGCGGCGGCGCGAGGCGGCGGUGGCGGCGCUCACGUGCGCGGUGGGCGUGUGCGUCGGCGUGGAGGCCGCCGUGCUGUGCGGCGCGCUCGCCUCGCUGGCGGCGCUGAUAACCGACCUCCUGCGCCGCCCCGCGCUUCUGAUGGCCAGCGACAAGUCUGUCGGCGGCAGUGUACUGAUGGUGCGGCCGCGGCGUGCACUCGUCUACAUCAACGCGGAGAGCUUCGCGGCGCGCGUGCGCACUGCAGUCGAUUGCAACGACAAUCAUCGCGAGCUGUUCGUUGACUGCUCGGCGCUCUCACUGAUUGACUACACCGCUGCGCAGGUAUUGGGACGACUGAUAAAGGAGUUAGAGAGUGAGGGUCGGCAGGUGGUGUUUUUCCGUGCGAGCGAGGAAGCGGCGCGUUGGUUGCGACGCGUGCCGGGUCUGUGCGCGAGCACGCUGCGCGAGCGCACGCUGCGGGACGCGCUGCGACACAGCGCCGUGCCCGCCUCGGCCGACGGCGACUCCGCCGCGCGGCUGCUCAAAGACGAACCACUGCACGAGGACGUCUGACACGUCUUCUAUCUACUGACAUGCUCAUUACAAAUGUACUCUAGAAGUGUAAUAUCCGUAUUGAAACAGUGUUAUCUAUGACGGUGAUCUACCAUUCAUUAUUUGUACAUAAACGCUCACGAAUCACCCUUUCGAUGCUGGCCGCUUUCCCUCGUGACCGAAAUAAAGAUUACCUUUACUUUCGCCUUGCUACAUCGAUAAACAAAGUGAAUUAAUCUUUGUAAUCAUCGAAUUAUACACUGUACAAAAAUACAAAAUAAUUAAGCGAUUACAUAAGGAUUUUGAAUUUUAAUAAUUUAUUUUUAAUUUGUUGUUAAACUCUUGUUGUAUAGGCACACACUUCACGUCGUUUUAAGAUUUUAUAAUGUUAUGUGU